AUGGGAGCAACACCAAAUGCUCCAUAUAUUGGUGCAAUUGAAUCUAAAGAAAUUGGUAAUUUUGGAAUGGAUCAAUCAUAUGUUUUGGUAUCAAUCAAUGAAAAACAAUGUAAAUUACCAAGAUUUAUUGGAAAUGGUUUAAACAAUUUACUUGUUUAUUGGAUAUUUGUUGAACCAAACUCUACUUUUAACCAAGAUGAAUCUUACAAUAAUGUAACUGUAAUAAUUAGAGUUGCUGAAAUGGUUACAACCAAAGUUACUAAAAUGAUUACAUCUAUUGCUAAAGAGUGUCCCAACAAUUGUUCCAACCAUGGAGUAUGUAUUCCAAUACUUGGUGCUUGUGAAUGUUACAUUGGUUAUCAAUCAUUAUCAGAUUGUUCAUUUUUAUUGGUAAAACCCCACAAUUCAACCGAUGAACCCAACUCUUUUGAUAUCAAUUUUAAAUCUGGAAUUCAACUCAUUCGAGAAAUUGAUCAAAACAAUUCAACUAUCGGAUCCAUUUCAAUGGAUAAUGUAACUUGGGUGCGAUUGAAACGAACAUCUAUUGGUAUAACAGAAAUUAUUGGAACAAUCCUUUAA
Molecule: messenger RNA, 579 nt
Organism: Cavenderia fasciculata
Lineage: Eukaryota; Evosea; Eumycetozoa; Acytosteliales; Cavenderiaceae
Exons: 2
Coding region: 1-579 (192 amino acids)
Source: RefSeq, a predicted model, not a curated record